AUGUUUGUUCCCAAAAAGGAUGGUUCUUGCCGCUUAGUAGUCAACUACUGCCGCCUUAACAAUUGGACCAAAAAAAACGUCUAUCUGCUACCCUGUCCUGAUGACCUCAUGGCCCAACUCCGCGGUGCCAAGGUUUUCACCAAAUUGGACUUACAAUGGGGAUACAACAAUGUCCAAGUUAAGGAGGGUGACAAAUGGAAAACUGCCUUUUGCACUAGGUAUGGACUCUAUGAAUCCCUGGUAAUGACCUUUGGCCUAACAAACGCUCCUGCCACCUUUCAACACUUCAUGAACAAGCUGUUCAAAGACUUGUUGGAUGUAUGCGUCAUCAUCUACCUUGAUGAUAUCCUGAUCUACUCAAAGGAUGAUGCAACCCACACCCAGCACAUCCAUGAGGUUCUACAGUGUUUGAUGGAAAACCAGUUGUUCUGUAAGGCCUCCAAAUGCACCUUCCAUGUCACCUCAGUGGAGUACUUGGGAAUAAUUGUAUUGGAUAAGGGUUUCAGCUUGGACAAGCUCAAAAUCCAGGCUGUCCAGGAAUGGCCUACGCCCACCAAAGUCAAAGAAGUCCAAUCCUUCCUAGGGUUUGCAAACUUCCUCCGCCAAUUUGUUGCCAACUUCAGUCGCAUAGCUUGGCCAUUACACAACUUGGUGAAGAAGGACACGCCCUGGAAAUGGGAGACUAAGGAGGAAGGAGCCUUUCAGGGGCUGGAGGAUGCCAUCACCAAUGCUGUUACACUCUCAAAAAUUAUACCAUCAGACCCGCCUAUUUUUUCUGCACCUAUUCCCCCCUUGCCAUCUCAGACAUUCCAUCCACACGCUCUGGCGCCCCCCACCCACACUCCUGUCCUACCAGUUGCUCCAGCCGUUGUUUUGUGGCAGCCAACUCCCAACCACCCACUUGCAGCCCAUCACCUGCUCCGCAAGACUUGCCCGGAAUGGAACCAGAGCCGUCCCUUGGCGCUCUCCUUGAGGCUAUCCAAGCCCUCACCCUCCAAGUUGGGUCCCUCCAGGACCAAGUCAAAUCCCAAGGCAAGGACAAUCAUCAAGGGCAAGGGCCAUCCUCCAACCACCAUUCCGGCCUUAACAGCCAAAUUCAAGGAGGCAUUUGCUGACCCCAAUGCUAAGAGGGCAGCCGCCAGAAAAAUUGCCACAUUAACUCAGACAACCACCACGUCUGAGUAUGUCACAGAAUUCCGCAAUCUCAUAGCAGAACUUGACUGGAACAAGGAGGCGUACAUUGCCCAGUUCACACGCAGCCUUCACUGGAAGGUCAAGGAGCUCCUAUCCACCAAGGAUAACAUUCCCAAAGAGCUUGAGGCAAUUUUUGCGGCCUCAAUCAAGGUUGACAACACCCGCCGCAAGAAUGAGGAAAACCGCCCAAAAAAGGCACCUGCCAAGUCCCUGGCCACCGUGGCCACCUUCACUUCCACCACCACGCCCAGGGUUUGUCUAUCAGAGGACCCCAACUACGUUACCCCAGAAGAAAGGGACCAUUGCUGCGCAUCUGGGCUAUGCAUCAAAUGCGGUCAGAAGGGACAUGGGAUCAAACAGUGCCCCAACGGCUGGAAGGCCACAGCCAAGGAGGCCGCCAAGAUUGGAGAAGUUGAGUUGGAAAAAGAAAAACCCCUACUAUUUCUGAACUUGAUACUGCGUGACUACCCAACGGAACCCAUCAAAACCCUUAUUGACUCUGGCGCCACUUCCAAUUUUAUUUCCCCCUCUCUGGUAGAAAAAUUAAAAAUACCAAAAACCCAACUUGAAAAUCCACAAGUUGUGAGAAUGUUAGAUGGUACCAUUUCACAGACUGGUUGCAUAUGGUAUCAGGUUCAACUCAUGGUCUUGGCCAAUGGCCAUCCCCACACCAUACCCUUCCUUGUCUGCCCCAUUGGCAAUACCCCUGCUAUUCUAGGAAUGACCUGGCUCACAUCAGAAUCUCCCCUCAUUGACUGGCAACAGGGACUUGUCACGUUCCCUGAACAAGUACAAAUUGCCUCUGAGGAAGAAGCUGACCCAGACUCCAUAGCAGACUUGCCCACUCAAUACCGGGAGUUUGCUAGAGUGUUUGGCAAAGAAGAAUUUAAGGUACUGCCCCCACAUUGGGAAUAUGACAUUGCAAUCAAUCUAGUUCCAGACGCCAAGCUCUCCCCCAGUCCACUCUAUGGCAUGACAGAUGCGGAAUCAAAAGCCCUUAAACAGCACAUUGAGGAAGAACUGGCCACAGGAAAAAUUUGA
This is a messenger RNA of Rhizoctonia solani, 2235 nucleotides long. RefSeq names its product Retrotransposable element Tf2 protein. The coding region runs from base 1 to 2235 and encodes 744 amino acids. The record is from RefSeq and is a predicted model, not a curated record. The transcript is spliced from 4 exons. NCBI's taxonomy places the organism in Eukaryota, Fungi, Basidiomycota, Agaricomycetes, Cantharellales, Ceratobasidiaceae. Gene Ontology annotation, molecular function: nucleic acid binding; zinc ion binding.